AUUUUGGCACUUGCUUGUGAUGCACGUCAUGCGAAUUUAUCAACAAAUCAUUAUAUUUCGUUAUUUUAUAAAAUAUUAAUGCCUCAAGAAGGUUCCUUAAAUUACCUAUCAAAAUCAAGUUUUGUUUUGAUCUGGCCAACGUUAUCUUUUUUGCUCCUUGAUGCCCAGUCUAUUGAUGACCAAUCCAUGAUCCUCGAGAUUAUGCAAAAAUUAAUCGAACUCAAAUUAAAGAACAUCAAUGAUCGAGAUGUUCCACCUGCAUUAAUUAGUGUUGCAAUUUUACCCUUGUUCCAAGUGAUUUCUGAUUUGGAAAAGAGUGAAUCAAGGAAUACUGCUACGGAAAUGCUCUUAAUUAUUCAAAAAUUUCAGGCGUUACAAUAUGUGCCUUUGGAAUUUAAUGAGGUAAUGUUUAACCAUAAUGCCACAAAUUUGUUUAACAAUAUCUCUAAUCUAGACUAUGUAGCAGGUUUCCAUUCUACUAAAAUCACCAUUAAUACUUCGGUUCAUCUUCAUAUUUUACAUCAUGCUUUACCUUCAUUGGUUUCAACUACAGAUUCAACUAUUACCGCAAAGGUUUUGAAAGUUACCAUGAGUCUUGUUCAUAGGCAGGAAAUGAAUAAGGAAACAAAUUUAAACGCAGUUGGUAUCAGGAUGUUAUAUAAACUCUGGUUGAGACAAAGAAGAUGUUGGAAACAAUUACGAUUCAUAAUAUCAGAAUGGACAAAGAAGAGAAAAUUAGAAAGAUCUGCAUAUGAUGAUACUAAGCGUGAAAGGUUUGAAAUUGAGCUGGCAGUUUUAUCAACUAUUAGAGAUAUUUGUAAAUCCAAAGGAAGGGAUUAUGCUGAAGAAUUACUUCCCUUCAUAUCAAGUUUACUUCAAUCUGUAAUUUUACAUCCGAAGAGCUUAUAUUUGAUCAUAGAAACGUUAAAUGCAUGUAUAGAGGCCAAAGUAGUAGAAACUAGGGCAGUUUGGAUUGUAUUAAUGUCUUAUAUUGCCGACGCUAUUAUGCAGGCCAAUCCUUUGAAUAUGCUUUUAGUCUCAGGAUUAUGUCAGUUUUACAAAUUAAUUGACCAGUAUGGAGAUGACACUGAUGUUUACAAAGAAUUCAAGAAAAAUAUAUUAGAAUCAUACUUGUGUCCACUUAUAUUUCCUCAAAAAAAUUUAUAUACAUCAAAUCCAGAUCAAGAAGUUCAUGUUGAUGACUCUGUCCUGUUUAAAAUCCAACAAGAUUAUAGACUCCUAAAACCGGGUCUUAUGGCUAUUUCACAAUUUAAUGCAACUGAUAUAUUGUCGGUCUUUCCCACAUCAUCAGAAAUAUUGCUAUCUCAAAUUUUUAAUUUGAAUGAGAAUCUGAGUCAAGUUGAAGAGUGGCAAUUUGUAUUAAGCAAGAUAAUUUCACAUGAAGUCCAUAGCAUGAGACGAA
Racocetra persica is the source of this 1423-nucleotide messenger RNA. The record is from the annotation of a GenBank genome assembly. Lineage: Eukaryota; Fungi; Glomeromycota; Glomeromycetes; Diversisporales; Gigasporaceae.